Glossina fuscipes is the source of this 1544-nucleotide messenger RNA. RefSeq lists its product as uncharacterized. The transcript is spliced from 3 exons. Lineage: Eukaryota; Metazoa; Arthropoda; Insecta; Diptera; Glossinidae. The record is from RefSeq and is a predicted model, not a curated record. Bases 588 to 1520 code for a protein of 310 amino acids.
UGGAAAGUUGUUAGCGUCUCCAGAACCAAUUUUUAUAAACGGAACAUCCAAGGCAUCUAGCUGAUACAAUGAGAUCUGUAAAACAAACUAUUACAUAUUAACAAAAUUGUGUUAAACGGCCCUUUUGUCACCUCAUCCAUUGCCGAUGCUGUAAAAUCUAAACCAAUCCUCUCACACAGUUCUUUCAAUGUUUGGAGUGAGGAUCCUCGUAUUGCCGUUGCAAAGCCGCGGCAGUAAAUUUUGCCUCAAGGCAUGAUUUUUGAAAUUUAACGCAAUCGCAUCCAAUUCUCUAUAAGACUGCCAAAGGAUUUUCGCUGCUAUCUACAAUUCAUUAGAAGCAUCAUAAAUUAGAAUGAUUGCUGAUGCUGACAGAGAAAAAGAAAAAAUAUACAGGACGGUAUAUAUAAUAGGAGUACGCAGCAUAUUAACACCGUUCAAUAUGCUACUCGGCAUAUAUCCCAUCAUAAAGUACACAAAAAGGCUCAAGAUUAACAUUACAAUUAUUAGAUGAUUAUAUUGACUUGGCGGCGGACAUAGGACUCGACGUUAAAGCAGUGGUUAGCGACCGAGGCAGUCGAAACAGAAAGAUGAUGGAAUCGUUCAAUAAUGGCAUCUAUCGGAAAAAAACCAAAGAAGGACGUAUUAUUAAAAUCCGCCUGAUGUACGAUUACAUCCACCUCGCAAAAAGCUUCUUUAGGCUUAUGAAAGAAGGCAAGCAAUUCGACUGCAAUAUAACAGCAAAUUUAAAAAAGCGCUAUUUCGAAAACAUGAACAAAGAAGCAUGCGAAUAUUGGAUAAAUAGAGGUGUAGUACCAACGGUCGUGCAUCCUCUGGAUUUCCCCGAAUACAUCGCCUAUUACGCCGACGUGACGCCAGCGUUCAUAAAAACGGCGAUGAACACUGAUGUAAUCAAAGGUCCGAUAGUGGAACGGACUUACAAAUUUAUAAAGGCGGCAACAAGAUUUGUGAACGUCUUCCGUAGGAAGACCAUCAACACGUCCACUUGGCCACACCUGAAAGGCACAUUAAAAGAAGCGUACAAAUACUUUAAUAAGUAUUUAACAGCAAAUCUGUUGUCCGUCGAGACAAGAUUCACGAUACUCAACUUUAUCAAAAUUGUUGACAAAUUACUACGGGCUUACCCUGAAAUUUCAAUUGCAGGGUACAGGGUAAGCCAAGAUAUAAUAGAAAGAUUUAUCUGCAAUAUGGCUCCGACUUACAGGAAGAGAAGAAGAACGGAACACGAAUUCGAAGUCCUGGUGCAGCGAUUAAUGGCGAAACAAAGAGAAUAUUGGAGGCAACAAGAUGGAACCAUCGGCGACUACGACCUCGUCGAAACAUUGGAUUACCGAAUCCAAAAACAGGCCGAGCAAGAGUUUCGGCCACUCCACCUGGAUGGCGCAAAAUACAAAAAUGUAACAGCUCGCCGACGAACGUUACAGCAUACCAGAUACUUCAGAGUGAUGACAGGGUAUGCUGUAGGAAAAUACAUAAGGGAUGAAGUGUCAGGCAUGCUUUAAUGAAUUUACAAUAACAAAAAGAAG